AGAUUAUUUCGUGUGGCAAAGGAGCUAGGGAAACUCAUUUUUCUUGAAAUUGAAGGCCGUGCACAUGCAUGGACUUCCUUGAUUGAAAUCCGUUGAUAAUUAUUCAGAAACCGCUGAAGCUUCUCCGCAAUGGCUCAUACCGGCGAAGGCGAUACCAGGGUCUCGUGGUCAUCCGUCUACUCCAGGCAGCCGCAGCUCAUCUCAAAGCAAUCGUUCAUUCCUCGUCAGUGUCAGAAAGCAGUCAGCAGUGCAGUAUGUUGUACGGUUAUGCAUCCAUUCACGUACUGCAAAACUCUGGUCCAGUUCGGACAUGAACCGAUGGAGCCGAAACUAUCCAAGAAUUGGCUGGGAACUCCUGUCCUGAUGCUUCCUAGCAUCUUUCAGUACAUUCGUCACGUCAAGCGUCGAGAGGGAUUUACCGGGUGUUACCGUGGCUUAAGUGGAAAUAUUGCUACACACGUUGUUCGCAAUUUUACUUACGACUAUGUGGAACGAUGGAUGAAUACGGUCGACGAAGAAUCUUCAAGACAGGACGAUGAGGAAUCCGACGGAUCACAGAAGGUAGUAGCGAAGCGAAUCCUCAAGCAAGUCUGCGUGCAUGGGGUUUCCAUCGUCGUCAGUCAGCCUUUUCAUGUCAUCACCUGCCGCAUGAUGGUCCAGUUCAUUGGACAAGAGACGAAAUACAACGGUAUUUUCGGCUCGAUCCGGGAGAUUUAUCAUAGUGAUGGUAUUCUUGGCUUCUUUGCUGGUAUUGUGCCGAAGCUUAUUGGUGAUAUUACAUUGGUUGCCCUGACGCAAUAUACGAAUUACUGGAUAAAUCGUCUAGUGAGCGACCCGAAUGUGCGGACGAUUGCACCCUACAUUACUUCGAUGGUAUGCUCGUCGGUGAUGUAUCCGUUCACCAUUGUUUCCAAUUGUAUGGCCGUCAACGACUGCGGUUUGGUCGGAGGAGUGCCGCCACACAUGCCGUUGUAUGCGGAUUGGACGCAGUGUUAUUCUCACCUGCGAAGCAUCGGGCAGCUCAACCGCGGAGGCUCAUUAGGCGGUCGUUAUUACGUUUCUGGGCCCACCGCCAUUAUUCUUGCUUCUAGUCUGAGGAAGCGGGUUGGAUAACCCUGUGAUGUGUUUUCUGUUGCCGAGUUUGAUUAUGUGAGGGGGAAGAUGGAAGUUCAGCAUAUGUUUCGCUGAAUCGUUCGCAAUUUUUGGCCUGUACCUGUUGCCUUUAGUCGCAGUCCUCGGAGAUUCUUUGGGUUGUUUUCUCACCAGUUCUGUUGAAAAUCGUUGAACGUGCUGCAUUUAUGAUCGAAAA
Notodromas monacha is the source of this 1309-nucleotide messenger RNA. The record is from the annotation of a GenBank genome assembly. NCBI's taxonomy places the organism in Eukaryota, Metazoa, Arthropoda, Ostracoda, Podocopida, Cyprididae.